Oppia nitens is the source of this 1697-nucleotide messenger RNA. RefSeq names its product vasopressin V1a receptor-like. The coding region runs from base 39 to 1697 and encodes 552 amino acids. The record is from RefSeq and is a predicted model, not a curated record. Gene Ontology annotation, molecular function: peptide binding; vasopressin receptor activity. The transcript is spliced from 3 exons. NCBI's taxonomy places the organism in Eukaryota, Metazoa, Arthropoda, Arachnida, Sarcoptiformes, Oppiidae. Gene Ontology annotation, cellular component: membrane. Gene Ontology annotation, biological process: G protein-coupled receptor signaling pathway.
ACUACUGUGACUCUCAAUUCAUUUAUAAUAAACAAACUAUGGAUUCAUAUUUCCAAUCAAUGGUCUCGAGUGACGACCAAAUAGAUAGUGAAGACUACGACAACACGACAAAUAUGAUAUCCACAAACAGCAGUUCCUCCAAAACAAUUGACGACUCCAGGGAUGAACACUUGGCUGUCUUCGAGAUCGGAACGUUAGGUCUUUUGUUUGUACUCAUAGUGUUUGGCAACUCUUGUGUAUUGAUUGCGUUAAUUAUGAGACGACUUAAGAUUAACCGAAUGUAUUACUUUCUGUUGCAUCUCAUAAUUGCCGACUAUUUGGUAGCAUUUUUCAAUGUAAUGCCACAACUAAUUUGGGACAUAACCUAUAGGUUCAAUGGUGGUAACAUAUUAUGCAAAAUAGUCAAAUAUCUACAAAUUUUGGGACCCUAUCUGUCUUCAUAUGUACUGGUGAUGACAUCAAUCGAUAGAUACCAAGCAAUUUGUUACCCACUGUCCAACUGUCAGUGGACACCCACUCGAAGUCAACUUAUGAUAUCAUUUGCAUGGCUUAUAGCAUUGAUCUGUUGCACACCUCAAGCAUUUAUCUUUAGUUAUCAACAAAUCCCGGGCACACAAGUAUGGGACUGUUGGGGAACAUUUCCGUUACAACCCUAUGGGGAACGACUGUAUGUGAGCUGGUAUGCUAUCAGCUUCUUCUUCAUACCAUUUAUUAUUUUAACGACAACCCAUGUAUGCAUUUGUCGUGAAAUUUGGCGCAAUGUUCACCAAAAGAGCAAAAGUUUUAAAAGAGAACAAAACAAGAUAUACCAUCAAAACGAUGAUUCAGACCAUCUGUCCUCUGGAUCGUCAACUAAUGAAUCAAUUGGUAGAUCAACUAAUUUGUUAGUAACAGUUGGCCGUUCGUAUCGCUUUAAAGGUCGCGGAAGAGUAGAGGUUUCGAUUGAAAGGUCAACCAAAUCUGGCGGCGGUUAUAAUCCUAGGAGUCAUUCGUUGACAGGUCUGACCCGCGCUAAGAUUAAAACCGUCAAAAUCACAAUUGUUGUGAUCCUCUGUUACAUUAUAUGUUCGUCGCCUUUCAUUUGUGUCCAACUGUGGGCUUAUUGGGUGCCAAACGCACAAACAUCUUCAUUUUGGAGCGGUCCACUCAUAACCAUUUUUAUGUUGAUGCCUAGUCUUAAUAGUUGUGUUAAUCCAUGGAUUGUGUUAUUUUUUAACAAAAAUUUAGUGAAAACAUUAAAGGAGUCGUGCCGUACCUGUCUGUGCGCCAUAAGGUGUCAUAAAAGCAAAUAUGUUGACAGAAUCGAUGACUACUUGAGUAAUAUAGAGGACACGCGAUGUAGUUCACAGACAGACAUCGAUUUCAUUAAUAAUUCAAACAUUUCGGCCAACAAAAGAAAGAGCAAUGAUUUGACGUAUUAUCAGAGACAGCCAUCAAAUAGCAAUAGUUUGAUUGUUCCCACAAAUAUGAUGACCCCAUGUAAUGGACGUAAGGGUAGCCCUAAAAUUAAUAAAAACAAUUGCCAGUCUUUAGUUGAUAGUCCUACAAAAAGAGUGUCCCGACAUCAAUUGGGAUCACCUACUGUUGCUCAAAUUAAUGGCAUUCACAGAAAUAAUAAUAAUAAUAAUAUGACUUUUCAUAACACACCCGUCUCGUCGGCAAUCAUUGAAAUGCAGACCAUUUGCAUUACAAAAUAA